CUCAGCUCCUGUCACCAGAUAUUGCAGAAAUACAAAUGAAUCCACAAUGUCACUUGUUGCAAAACGACGAGCUGAUCGCGAGCCUGUUGACCGUCCCCACAAAGCACGCAGGCCCUCGCCGACACAGACGAACAGCUUUGUGCCCUUCACCAUCCACCGAGCCUUAUGCAGCGCCCAGAAGGACCAUACAGAUCACCCCAGGCGAGCAGACUAUUUCGACGCACCCCGUCUGUUUUACGGCGACAGCAGGGCAAGCCAUUUACGAGGAGAGGAGCAGAUUGACGAUCUUGACGAAUAUGUGGAGAACCACGAGGACAUCAGUUUGGUUUGGAUAAAGUUUUACUAUUGCGAUGAUUACCACGAAUCCGCCCGAGAUCAGUUCGAAAUUCUUCGGGCGCCUUUGCAUCCGAUGAACCCGAUGCUCAUGCGCCACUUCUCCAUUCUCUACGCCGACGCCAACGAGGCAAUCCCGGAACACGAGGAGAUUUCCAUUGUCGAUGAUAAGAUCAAGGACGCUGUCGAGGAGGUCAUUGAUAUCAAAUGCGAUCGAAUCUCUACCGCAGUAAGGACACAAGAAACCUCAGCUGCGGUGAGCCGCUUAUACAUCCAUUUGAGGCAUCCUAAUGUCCAAGACGACGAGCCAGAAAAGGCCUUGGACGAUCUUCUGAAAUACAUGGAAAUGGCAUUCGAAAAGGAGUACCAGGAGGCGGACGACUUGUUCGCGCGAGGCUACGUGACGCGGAGGCAUCUUGCGAAGCUGUUCUGGAAGGACGAGGUCAUUGUCGCAAGCCGUGGAGGCCAGCCACGGGCAUAUUUAUGUAAGGGCUGGCCUUACUGGGAGGGGGACGACUUUGUCUUCCCAUCCGUCACCUGGUCAUUUGAUGGACAAUUCUUUCGGGGGGAGGAAUUGGUCACUCUCGAAUACCAAUUUCACGCAGAGGAAGAAGUCCCUAUAACCGACUUGCCUGUGUAUCCUCUUCGUGUCGCCGAUGAUGUGAAAUCACGUUUAAUAAGGCGAGGGAGGGCAUUCUGGCGGUGCCGAAGCAGGCAAUUCGUAUCCUACAUGCCAUCGCCUUCAGCCGUCGAGCUUCCAACGUCGAACCCCCGCUAUAUGGUAGAUGCCAAAACCUAUCAUCAUGUGCAUAGCGAGUCGACUCCUGCAGCAGGCCGAUCUUACCUCUCAAAACAUGAGCAUGACCAAGAGUUUCCCCCAGAUGAAGAGUUUCAAAUUCUCCUCCCCGCGACUAUUCCCGCGUUUGGGUUCCAUGACAAGAAGUGGAUCUCUGUUUCCGUCGAGGGGAUUCGCGAUAUAAAGUGGAACGCCGAGGCUUUUAAUCAUCUCGUUCUUAAACACACGAAGAAGGAAUUGAUAAAAGCCCUCGUGGCUAAGCACACGGCUGCUGGUGACACAAAUGAUGUGAUAGAAGGCAAAGGGAAUGGCUUGAUACUGCUCCUCCAUGGUGGGCCAGGCACAGGGAAGACCCUCACCGCUGAGUCGGUGGCGGAGCUCACGGAACGACCACUAUAUCGCGUCACCUGCGGAGAUAUUGGUACGAAUGCGGAGGAGGUUGAGCGAUACCUCGAGUCUGUUCUUUAUCUUGGUACAGUGUGGCAAUGUGUCGUUCUCUUGGACGAAGCCGACGUCUUUCUCGAGGAGCGCACACAGCAGGACUUGAAGCGAAACGCGCUGGUCUCCGUAUUUCUCCGGGUGUUGGAAUACUACUCCGGUAUUUUAGUCCUUACGUCGAACCGAAUCGGGACAUUUGACGAGGCUUUCAAGUCUCGAGUACAAUUAACCCUUCACUAUCCAACACUCGACGAAGUUAGCCGUCGGCGAAUUUGGUCCAAUUUCAUCACCAGGCUACACCGUACAAAUCCAGAGGCAAAGGCCGACCAGAUCUUGGAAAGGCUCGAUGAGCUCAGCACCUUCAAGUUGAACGGUCGCGAGAUUCGGAACAGUAUUAGGACUGCAAUGCUCCUGGCCGAGUUCCGGGGGGAAUCCCUUCAGUAUAGCCACUUACAGGACGUCAUCGACGUGUCCAACGAGUUUGAGCAAUACUUGUGCGACACACAUGGACACAGCGCGUCCGAGUCUGCUAGAUUCCAAAGGAUUCGAAAAGACUAGAGCUACAAGGUACGAAGUCAGUCAUUAUUGACACGCCAAGUCUUCACGGGACAAUUAGGCCCACGGAAAAUUUGCUCUCCAAUGAAAGCUUUCUCGCUAGUAUCGGACCGUAUAUCCGUCAACAAUCGAUUCUUUCUGUAGCUACACCCAUAGCAAACAACAGGGCUUAAUAAUUGCUUGCCUUCUGCGAGGGAAAGCGAGAGCCGUAGCGUUUCUUUAGCUUUGAUUGAUCAUUCUGUGCUGGCUGCUGCUGACUGGUCUGACACUGUUGUGUCUGAGGCUCCGUACGCUGACUGAUGGUACUCGGGACAUUUUUCAGCCUCCUCCUGCGAGAAUUCGCUUGAACUAUUGAUGACUUCUGUUAAACCAUGGCUAACCCAAUAAG
Molecule: messenger RNA, 2510 nt
Organism: Aspergillus steynii IBT 23096
Lineage: Eukaryota; Fungi; Ascomycota; Eurotiomycetes; Eurotiales; Aspergillaceae
Product: P-loop containing nucleoside triphosphate hydrolase protein
Exons: 2
Coding region: 47-2125 (692 amino acids)
Molecular function (GO): ATP binding; ATP hydrolysis activity
Source: RefSeq, a predicted model, not a curated record